AUGCCGGAGAGGAAGAUAUCGCCGCCGAAUGCAAUUCAACUGCCCCACAGGUAUAUACCUAAUGAUGCCGUUCUCUCUAUUCUGUCCAAACUUUCUCUCAAAUCUUUCAAGCGAUUUCAAUCUAUAUGCAAAUCAUGGUCCCUUCUGUUUGAUGAUCCUUUUUGCAUGAAUCUGUAUCGCAAAUCAUUCUUAUUUGAGAAUGUAGUCCUAUUAGAAUUGCCAAAUCCAUAUCGUGGAAGUACAUUUGAAAUUUUGGGUUCAGCUAGUGUUAAUGGUAUUCUUUGUCUUUGUAUCCAUAAUAAUGAAUUUAAGAAACUUCUUUCAAGCCCUCGACCCAACUAUAUACCGUUAGGAUGUGAAGGUGGUUCUUAUGUUCCUCGUUUUUAUAAUCAUCAUCUAGUUGGUUAUGAUUGUGCUAAAGCCAACUAUAAGGUGGUUCAAAUCGCAUUUUAUACAUCAAGUUAUCCACAUGUUUCUUAUUGGGAGAUAUACAACCUUAGUAGUAACUCUUGGAAGAAAAUGGAUGACCAUAUUCCUCCAUUUUAUACCGACUAUAACCCAGUGUACAUAGAUGGAAUGUCUCAUUGGUGGAAUGGAGUUAAAACAAAUUCAUUUUUAAUAUCAUUUGACUUUAGUACUGAAUCUUUCAUUAUGACUCCCAUGCCUUCUUAUGUACAUGAUUUGUUGGCUGAUAUUUACACUUGUAAAAUUCAAUUGAUGAUAUUGAAGGGAUCCAUUGCUCUCACCUUACAUCAUAAAGAGACAUCUACCUUUUACAUGCAUUUUAAUAUUGGGUGA
Messenger RNA from Vicia villosa (hairy vetch), 798 nucleotides. RefSeq names its product F-box/LRR-repeat/kelch-repeat protein At2g27520-like. The coding region runs from base 1 to 798 and encodes 265 amino acids. The transcript is spliced from 2 exons. The record is from RefSeq and is a predicted model, not a curated record. Lineage: Eukaryota; Viridiplantae; Streptophyta; Magnoliopsida; Fabales; Fabaceae. Gene Ontology annotation, molecular function: protein binding.